AUGGCGCCCGCUCGCGUGAGCUCGUCGCGGGCCACAGCGUCCGAGCGCCUCGUGUUGAUCCCAGCCAUUGACAAGAGGAACACGACUGGCUACAAGAACGUGACCUACAACCGCAGCAGCAAGAAGUUCGUGGCAAAGGUGACGGAUGGCGGCGAGAGUGUCCACUUCGACACCGCCGAAGAGGCGGCCACCGCCUACGCUCGGUCAAAGUACGGCCGCGCCGACGCCGCCAAGCUGCGGCAGCCUCGCCCGGCUCCCACUGCCGCUGGCGCCGAGGCAGUACGGCAGGCGGAGAGGGAGGGCCUCACCCUCGCCACCAGCAGCAGCAGCAGCAGCGGCUACAGGGGCGUUGUUUACUGCCCGAGUCAGCACGGCAGAGGCAAGAAGUACCAGCUGAUGGUGAGUGUUGGCGGCAAGCAGGUCUACCUCGGCAUGUUCGCCACCGCCGAGCAGGCGGCGCUCUUCUACGCCCGCAGGGAGGCGGGCAGGGACACCAGCGAUCUCACCGCGCCGCCGCCGCCGCCGCCGCCACCCGUGCCUUCCUCUGCCGCUGGCGCUGAAGUAGUCCGGCAGGCGGAGAGGGAGGGCCUCACCCUCGCCACCAGCAGCAGCAACACCGGCUACAAAGGCGUGUACCACUGCCCGGGGGUGCGAGGCAGCAAGAAGUACCAGCUGCAGGUGAGGAGUGGCGGUAAGUUGGCCGGCCUUGGCUACUUCGCCACCGCUGAGGAGGCGGCGCUCUUCUACGCCCGCAGGCAGGCGGGCAGGCUGGCGGGCAGCGGCGCGUUGGAGGGGGCGGAGUCGGAGACAGAGACCGAGGGGGAGGAGGAGGAGGGGGAGGAGCCGGCCGUGCACCGCCCUGCGGCCCCCCGCCCCUCUGGCGCAGCGUCCAAGCGGAGGUCUCCAGGCCAGGCGAGCGCCGCCGGGCCGAGCCGCGUCUCGCAGCAGCCCGAUCCGGACGCCGUCUUUGGAGCACCGCCGCCGCCGCAGGUGCUCGCGCGCCGCCCCUCGCGCGCAGCGCUUCUUCCGCCGCCUGAUCUGUCGCUGCCGCCGCCACCUCCUUCGUCGCUGCAAGCGCCACCCCCGCGAAUCACCUUUGACGAGAAGGUGAUCGUCGAGGCGGAGCGCCGGCUAUGGAUUGAUCCGUGCGGCAACCUCGGCGCACGCGCGCACGCCGCCUACAUCGCGCUAUUGUAG
Molecule: messenger RNA, 1197 nt
Organism: Emiliania huxleyi CCMP1516
Lineage: Eukaryota; Haptophyta; Isochrysidales; Noelaerhabdaceae
Exons: 2
Coding region: 1-1197 (398 amino acids)
Biological process (GO): regulation of DNA-templated transcription
Molecular function (GO): DNA-binding transcription factor activity
Source: RefSeq, a predicted model, not a curated record